Molecule: messenger RNA, 855 nt
Organism: Diabrotica balteata
Lineage: Eukaryota; Metazoa; Arthropoda; Insecta; Coleoptera; Chrysomelidae
Source: the annotation of a GenBank genome assembly
AUGUUAAAGAACACGUUGGAAAAUAAAGAAGACGGUGAAAUUCAAGAUCAGCUAAAUUUCUACCGUGCUCAAGCAGAAAAGGCAAAUCUGGAAUAUAAAAAAGACUUUACCGAAAUAGCAAGUUCGACGAAACGUAUAUACUCUAUGGAUUUACAAAAACUGAUUAUUUUACCUAUUAUACCUCAAAGUAAAAGUGCAAUUUUUACUAGCCGACUUGUUGUAUUAAACCUUACGUUUGCUACUUUAAGUAAACAAUCUAAAAAUAACAGCUUCUGUUUACUCUGGCAUAAAGCUUUAGGUGGACAUAAAGCUGAGUCGAUUGUUGACGCUUUAUUAGAAGUAAUAAGAAAAGAAAGAGAUGUCUCUCAUUUUGUAUUUUGGGCAGAUAACUGUACAUCCCAGAAUAAAAAUUGGGUUCUGAAUAGUUCCUUGAUAACUGAAGUCAAUCGUUCUGACGUACCACAUGAAAUCGUUAUAAGAUAUCUUACAAAAGGCCAUACGCACAUGUCUGCUGAUGGAAUUCAUGGCAAUAUCGAGCAAAAAAUACUAAGGAGCAGAAAUAUCUACGAUUUUCAGGAACUGACUGAACUUGUAAAUAACUCUAGAAAAAAUGUAGAGGACGAUUAUAAGGAACUAGAUUUUUUACAAAAAAAAAAACACUGCCCAAGCACGUUUACGUCCAAAACUUUAAAUAUGCGUGGAAUCUCAAGCGACAAAAAGGCAAUUAUUUUGAAAAACAUAUUACCAUUAAUGCCGGAAAACCGAAAGUUCUUUUGGCAAAGCCUACCAGACUCAGAAACAUCUUUAGACUUGGUGGAUCAUGAACAAAUGGAUGCCAUAGAUUCCAAUAUUUAA